Molecule: messenger RNA, 3255 nt
Organism: Fusarium pseudograminearum CS3096
Lineage: Eukaryota; Fungi; Ascomycota; Sordariomycetes; Hypocreales; Nectriaceae
Exons: 5
Coding region: 1-3255 (1084 amino acids)
Biological process (GO): mitotic sister chromatid cohesion; maintenance of mitotic sister chromatid cohesion
Cellular component (GO): SMC loading complex; chromatin
Molecular function (GO): double-stranded DNA binding
Source: RefSeq, a predicted model, not a curated record
AUGAGCUACAGGCCUUUUCAUGGCCAGGGCCAGGGCCAGCAGGGCUCCCAGCAGCCGCUGCCAGUGCCCGGGAUGAAUCCGCCUUCAUCGUAUUUACCAAAUGGCUAUCAACAGUUUACAAGCCCUCAACAGCAGCAGCAACAAUACUACUCGAUGUCCUCGCAACAAGGGCAGCAACAACAGCAGCAACAGGCGUACCUUCAGCAGCAGCAGAUGGCGCAGUAUGGUGGCAUGCAGGCGGCUUACCAAGGAUAUGAUGCAACGGGGCAACCAUAUGGAAAUCAUCAGCUGCAGCCAGCUGCAGCGCAAUACGCUCCUCCGUCGAAUGUAUGGCAGCAUCAGCAGUCACCGGGCGGGCAGAAUAUGAUGUAUCAGCAGCAGUUCCAGCAGCAACAGCACCAGCAACAACAGCACCAGCAGCAGAUGUAUCAGAGGCACGUCGCGUCACCGCAGCAGCAGGUUCAACAAAGGCGGCCUAGCCAACAUAUCCCUUCACCCCAGCAAAGAACACCAUCCAUAUCGCAGACCCAAGGCUACAGGCUUCCGCAGCCUCAGGCGCAAGCGCAGCAGCAAAACCACCACCCUCAAUAUUCACAGCACACGCCGCAGCAACAAUACCAGCAACAGUCCCAACAACAACAACAACAACAACAACAACAACAACAACAACAACCUCAUAUCCAACAACAGCCGCAAACUGCGAUCCUUCAACCUUCACCUCAGCCCACUCAAAGACAAAUUUCCUCGCCGGUUCAGCCAUACGUGCUGCAGGAAACGCAACAUAACCAACAACCCCGCCAAGACUUUCAGCGACAGCAGCAACAAACAAUUCAGCAAGCUGCGCAAAAGCCAGUACAAGAACCAGUCGCCGAGAUCAAAGGUGAAAAUAAUCCUGAGCCUGCGCCAUAUCAGCCUAUCCAAGUUGAGCCGGAGCAACUGCAUUUUGUGAACUUGCAGGACAUCCAGAAAUUGCCCUCACAUCCUCCAGUUGCUAUGGGACAGAAACAAAGCACUGUUGCUCCUGCUCCGCAGCCCGAACAGCCCAGGAAUUGGCCUUCCCAAAAUGACGCCAGCACCAUCAACCCAUCCGAUAUUAUGCUGAGCAGCCCCCAGGCUCAACCUCUUCCACCCCAGGCUCAACCCCAACCUCAACCACGACGGCAAUCUACGCCUCAACAGUAUCCGCAGCAACAGCAGCAACAACCAGCGCAAGUGCAAGUGCAAGUGCAACCACAAAUGAAGACUCCUCGAAUAAAACCAAGCCCGCUUUCUUCUGUCGCCAACUCUCCUGCGAUUAGCGCUCGCUCUCCGAGUAUCACCAAGAAGUCGCCGGCUACUACCCCUAAAGCUCGGCCUGUAGACACCGUGCAUGUCAUGGUUUCAAUAGCAGAAGAGUGCUUUGAUAAAGCUCGUGGCUCUGUACACGAUGUUGCCAUGUCUAUGAACAGUACGCGCAUAGACGAGUAUCAAAAUUUGAUCUCGACGGGCCUAGCAUGUUUAGAGGCGUGUCUGCAAAGUAAUCGGUUGUCUCCCCGUCAAGAAGCCAAGAUGCGCUUGAGAUAUGCGACUAUUUUACUAGAAGAGACAGAGAAUUCUAUGGAAGCUGAGACCGCCAUUACGAAAGGCAUUUCACUUUGCGAAAAAAAUGGUUUGGCCGACCUCAAAUACUGCAUGCACUAUAUUAGGUUGAAGCUCUUGUUCCAGCGGAACCACAAAGCCGCUUUGAAUGCGGCUGACAGACAGAUUGCUGACUGUGAAACCUAUAAGCAUCCCCAUUGGGUAUAUGCAUUCAGACUACUGAAGGCCGCUUUCUACAUGGAGCUUGACCGGACAGCUGAUGCUAGUGCUCUUGAGAACAUUCGCUCCGUCCAAGUCACUGCAAGCAACCGCGGCGACAACGCGGUGAGCGUGUUCGCCUCCAUUCUCGAAGGCUUCGCUCUCCUGAAAGCUUCCAAGGACGGCAAUCUUGAAAAGGUCCAGGCAUGCCUUGCGCAGGUGGCCAAAUUUCAGUUUGACGAAUCGGUUCACAUAAUGCAACUCGAUGUACUCACGUUGCUCCUGGAUCUAGUUUCCAGUAUCAAUCAUUCUAAUUUGGAGUUGACGUUGCAAAAGCUCAAGAUGCUGCAAGACCGUAUGGAUGGGUGUCAGGAUUGGCACACUGUCAAGUCCGAUUUCCUGAUCCCGGUCAAGAUGCAACCUUCUACAGGGCAUACAAUCAGCAGCGACACAGCUGGUAUUAUUCGAAGCGGAGGUGAUGCGCCAGUGAAUUAUUUGGUUAUGACGUUCAUGACCAAGAUGGAACUGACUUCUCUUAUCUUCACCUUUACGGGUCUGGUAAACAUGCACAAGUCAAGUGCGCAUGGUCGUCGGACAGCGGAAUUCUGGCAAGAAGGUGUCAGAGUUCUUGAUACCUGGGAUAACACAACUGUUGGAAUCCCAUAUGGACCAUCGACUUCCUUGCAGGACGCCAUUUCACAACGCGAAUGGCGAUUAGAGGCUCAGUGCUACCUCAACGUUCUACUCGGUCUUUACGCAGCCAGUCACUGUCAAUGGGACUCAGUUAAACAAUAUAUAGGGAAACUCGAGGCUCUUGUAACAUCAUCUUCACAGGGUAUCUUGCGACUACUCGCUUGCUAUCUAUCCGCUAUCUACCAGCAGGCCAUGGGAAACUUGAGGUUGGCUAUGGAACUUUUCCAGGGUCCCCAGUUCGACCUCGACCAGCGUGGAACCGGAGUUAAAGCUGCGCAUCGCGAAUUGGCUAUGCUAGCUGGUCUUAACAGACUUUGGAUCAUGCAGCAUCCUUCAGAGAGAAACGACCCGGAAACGCUUGAUCUGAUAGAUCGGUUACACCCGCUGUGUGCCAACCAUCACAAUGUCGAUUUGCGGACAGCUUGGCACAAUGUCAUGGCCGCUAUCGUCACAGAGCCAUCACAGCAACUCAACCACCAGAAACAGCAUAUACAAGCCGCCAUGGCCGGAUCCAAAUCCACUAACAACGUUUUGGGGGCUGCCGUCACACUGGCUAUCAUGCGCAGUCGGCUGUUUGAGAAUGUCAUUGGCGAGCAAGCGCUCAAAUCUGCCAUGGCGGCAGCCAAGCAGGCACAGCGUAGCGGAAAUGUUUUGUGGCAGAGUGUAGCAGACGGCAUGCUGGCUCAGUCGUACGAAGUACAAGGCCAUCGUCAGCAAGCAGCGUAUGAAAGAGAAAAGGCCACAAGGGAAGCGCAGGAGGCAUUCUCGGGAUUCUCGGGAUCUUGA